AUGGUUUGGCCUACACACAGACCCGACUCCGAAUAUCCUCUUUGGCUGCUUGAGCACAUGAAAGAAAUCUUCGUCGCCCAGCGCAUUCCGUCUUCGCACGAUCUCUACAGCUACUACGGUCUCCUGCUUUCAUGCAAGACUGUCUAUGGCGAAUUCGAGCAUGAGUGGCUCAAGGUCUACGUCCCAUGGUUCAAGAAGGAGUUUGACAUCCACAACUUUGAUCUUCCAACUAUCAGCAAGAUAGGGGAUACGGCACACGUGCGCAUCGGCCUUCCAAUGCCAUCAGGUGGUUGGCUCCAGUCUCCGCUUGUUAUUCUCUCCGGUGUUCGCAAGCUUGCCAACAACUUGCCUUCGUUCUGCAUCUAUCCCAUUUCGUCGCUUGCGUCCGAUCAUACGCCGCUUACCCGGGAGCAGAUCAAGCGCUUUGCGAUUGGUGCGUCAGGCCAGGAAGAUAGCCCUUUCCUGCACUCAAUGCUAUUAGUUGCAAGUGUUUUGGCAAAGUUAAGGACCCCCAUUGACACAUUUCAAUAUCGCCCCAUAUUAGGGGAAGACUUCCAGGAUAUUGCGAUGAAUUGGGCGUGGAAGAAAGUGGUAGCUAGGCGCGAGAAGAUCGACGGGUGGAAAGAAGUGGAGUGGCGCGAUGACGUUUUUCGACCUGACCGCCCCCUACAGCCGCCUAAGACGCGCAGGUCCUACCAUCAGCCAUCAAGUUCUGGUUAG
Molecule: messenger RNA, 720 nt
Organism: Alternaria metachromatica
Lineage: Eukaryota; Fungi; Ascomycota; Dothideomycetes; Pleosporales; Pleosporaceae
Exons: 1
Coding region: 1-720 (239 amino acids)
Source: RefSeq, a predicted model, not a curated record